UGCUCAACUUCAACAUAUCCCCGUCCUCCACGCACUCGAGGACUCGGCGCUCGCGCUGCCUGUCAGCCUGCCUUCCGGUUUCCUCCAGGCGCUGCUGCCGAGUGCCGAGACUCUGAUGGGGAUGGCGGCUGCUGUUCCCUGAGGGAACGCGGAGGCCCCAGUCAGGGCCGCAGGACGAGCCUGGACUGCUGGUCUGCGACAGUACGGCCGGCUGUCCUGACCGUGGGUCUCAAGGAAGAGUGUCAGCCGGCUGGAGGCCGAGAGUGCGGGCGGCGGUGGCUGAGGUUCCUCCUGCUGCAGAGAAGAAAUCUCAUCCAGGGCCAUGAUGCUCCUUUCCCAUCAUUUGUGUGCUGCCUGCUUAAGCUAACACUGCCAGAAUCCUCCUCCCUUGGAAGGAAUCAAGCUGACUUGGCAUGAGGCUUCCUUCCUGGGACUGAGAGGACACUGCUAUGGCUUCUCUAGAUGACCCAGGGGAAGUGAGGGAAGGUUUCCUCUGCCCUCUGUGCCUCAAGGACUUGCAGUCUUUCUAUCAACUUCAGUCACAUUAUGAGGAAGAACACUCAGAAGAUCGUGAUGUCAAAGGGCAAAUUAAAAAUCUCGUCCAAAAGGCUAAGAAAGCAAAGAACAAGUUGUUGAAACGAGAAGGGGAUGAUCGAGCAGAAUCAGGGAGCCAAGGAUAUGAAUCGUUCAGCUAUGGAGGUGUUGAUCCUUACAUGUGGGAGCCCCAAGAGCUUGGUACUGUGAGAAGCCAUCUUUCUGACUUCAAAAAACAUCGUGCUGCAAGGAUUGACCACUAUGUUGUUGAAGUCAAUAAAUUAAUAAUCAGGUUAGAGAAGCUCACUGCAUUUGACAGAGCAAAUACCGAGUCUGUGAAAAUCCGAGCAAUAGAAAAGGCCGUGGUGCCCUGGGUCAAUGACCAAGAUGUCCCUUUCUGUCCAGACUGUGGGAAUAAGUUCAGCAUUCGUAACCGCCGCCACCAUUGCCGCCUGUGCGGGUCUAUCAUGUGCAAAAAGUGUAUGGAGCUCAUCAGCCUGCCCUUGGCAAAUAAGCUCACCAGUGCCAGCAAGGACUCCUUGAGCACCUUCACCAGCCCCAGCCAGUCUCCCAACAGUGUUCAUGGCUCCCGCCGGGGCAGCAUCAGCAGCAUGAGCAGUGUCAGCUCAGUCCUGGAUGAGAAGGAUGAUGACCGCAUCCGCUGCUGCACACAUUGCAAAGACACACUGCUCAAGAGAGAGCAGCAGAUCGACGAGAAGGAGCACACACCUGACAUCGUGAAGCUCUACGAGAAACUACGGAUUUGCAUGGAGAAAGCUGACCAGAAAGCUCCUGAAUACAUCAGGAUAGCAGCAUCUUUAAAUGCUGGAGAGACAACCUACAGUCUGGAACAUGCCAAUGACCUUCGAUUGGAAGUGCAAAAAGUAUAUGAGCUAAUAGAUGCUUUAAGUAAGAAGAUCCUAACCUUGGACUUGAAUCAGGAUCCUCCACCACAUCCAAACACUUUGCGGCUACAGAGGAUGAUAAGAUACUCAGCUACACUUUUUGUGCAGGAAAAGUUACUGGGUUUGAUGUCACUGCCAACUAAAGAACAGUUUGAAGAACUGAAAAAGAAAAGGAAGCAGGACCUGGAGCAGAAGAGGACCAUAGAGAGACAGGCUGCCCUGGAGUCUCGGCGAGGUCUUGAGGAAAGGCAGAGUGGCUUGGCAUCUCGUGCGGCCAAUGGGGAAGUGACAUCUCUCCGAAGGGGCUCUGCCCCCUUGAGAAAGGCUGAGGGCUGGCUCCCGUUGUCGGAAGGUCAGGGACAGAGUGAAGACCCUGAUCCCCUCCUCCAGCAGAUCCACAAUAUCACAUCCUUCAUCAGGCAGGCCAAGGCUGCAGGUCGCACAGAUGAGGUGCGCACACUGCAGGAGAACCUGCGGCAGCUGCAGGAUGAGUAUGACCAGCAGCAGACUGAGAAGGCCAUUGAGCUGUCCCGGAGGCAGGCAGAGGAGGAGGACCUGCAGCGGGAACAGCUUCAGAUGCUCUGCCAGCGUGAAUGGGAACGAGAACAGGAACUGUUCCGGGUGGCAUCCCUGCAUACACGGACUAGGUCCCUAGACUUUCGAGAAGUUGCACCCUUCCAGUUGGAGCCCAGUAGAGGGCCUCGCACUCACCUUGCUUAUGCCUUAGAUCUGGGCUCUUCCCCAGUUCAGGGCAGCUCAGCCCCUGAGACCCCUACACCUGGCUUAGCUCCAGCACCCAUCCACAUGUGGUCUGGGCCCCCAGCCCUUGGCCAGGAAUUACUCCCCCAGAGCACCAUGUCACAACAAAGUGAUAUAUCCUCCCUCAAUCCAUUUGAUGAGGAAGACCUCUCCAGCCCUACAGAGGAAGGUGCUGCCAGCCCUGCUCUAGAGGCUUUCCUGGGCCCUCCAGCUGCUGUCCCUAGGGAGUACAAUCCUUUUGAGGAGGAUGCUGAGGAAGAGGAGGCAGCGUUGGGGGUAAGGAAUCCCUUCACUGACCCAGACAGUCCAGCUCCUAACCCCUUUGAUGAAGAUGACCAACCCCAGCCAAGGCCUUUGAGCCCACCUGCUCCUGGAAACCCCUUUGAGGAGUGCAUCUGCACCAAUCCCUUUGAGGUGGACAGUGACAGUGGCACAGAGGCCGAGGAGCACAUCGAGGAGGAUUUGCUCCUGCAGCAGAUUGACAACAUCAAGGCUUACAUAUUUGAUGCCAAGCAGUGUGGCCGUCUGGACGAGGUGGAGGUGCUGACUGAGAACCUGCGGGAGCUGAAGUGUACCCUGGCCAAGCAGAAGGGGGGGUCUUGACUGACAACAGUGGGCAGGGACCUGAUAGAGGUCUGGGCAGUAGGACAAGGCAGGGGCUACCAAGAGGGAGGAGAGAGGGUGGCCAUCUGGAUGUACACAGGUGAGGGACAGGAAUGUACAGUUCUGUGCUGUGCACUUUGAAGCAUUUCCACUACAGCUUAACAAGAACAGAAGAAAAAAAAAAUCAGCAUUCAUUUGCUGUUUUUUCUGUGUUUUUUUUUUUAAUUUAAAAAUUAUUUUUAAUCGGGGUUUUCCUUUUUCAAGGAGGCUUUAACUUUAUUUCUGAGAUACAUCUCAAUGUAGAUCUGUUAGGACAGGGCAGAAAUGGCUGCUGGGCACCACUUGGUCUGUUUGUUGCUGCCUGUUCUCAGUCAUGAUGCAGGGCAGCCCUUGGCAGGUCCUGUACCCAAAGAGGCAGGAUGGACACUAUGAGCCAUUGUUUGCUCCAGAAAUCUGUCAUUGGGCUGUGGACUCUUUCACCAGGGCUCUCCUCCCUCUCAGAACUGUCUGCUGGGCUGUAAGGGAGGUGCUGUUAUGAAGGGGAAAUCUGGACCCAGAGGGGCCCAGAGUGUCUUUUUAUGGGGCAGGGGAGUGUUGCCAGCAUGGUCCCAUCACAGUUAAAGGAAGUAAAGUUCCCAGUGCAGGGGUAUCUAUGUGGCUUGAGUAUGAAAAAGGACUGAUAAAUUUUUUGGUGGAUGUUAGUAUGAUUUAGGAGAAGUUUCUGCUUGAGCAGUUGUCUGUUCCUUGGAAACUUCCCUUCAGGGCUUAGGCAGAAAGAUUGUUCUUGGUCUCAUUCAAGGGCUGGCUGACUAGUUCAGGAAUUGUGAUCAGGAAGCUUCUGUGGCGUAUCGUCAAGAGAGGUAUCCACUUUGAGUUAGAAGAUAAAUUCUAGUAAGUUCCAAGGCUGUCUGAUCAGUCUUCUUCCCUGUGGUUCAUUCUGACUUGGCACUGGUGAAAUGUUUUCUUACUACUUUUAGUAUUGAGAAAUGGAAAUACUUUGAUGAACAGCCUAGGAUCAUUCCACAUCCCUGAAGUACUUGAACUCUUUGAUAGGACAGAAAGGGAAGUUGUGUAGCUUAGUAUUUUGGUUUACAGGAACAGAGCCCUUGACUGACAGCUGACUCAUAAGCUCCAGGUGUGCUAAGCUUUAGGUAGUUUCUGCAAUGCCACUUGUCAGUUUAUGGACAAUAACUGACCACUAGUCACUUUAUUAACUCUAGACCUUGGCUUCCAUUGGUUACUGGUAUGAGAGCUGAAAUUCUUUUGUCACAUUCUGAUGAAGACCCAUCUUGGUGUCAACCCCUGGGUGUAAAGAUCUCCAUUUUGGCAGCUCUAAUCCCAAUUCUUUAGCACCUGCUGGGCCUUUUGGCUGAAUGAAAAAGUCUUAUAUGGGACUGUGGGAAUGGGGGUGGGGUUGGUGCAAAGGACCCUUUGAGUUUUGCUGACAAAUGUUUAUAGGACUAUGAAUGGAUUACUAGCACCAGCCAGUUGCCAUCUUGCUGGUGCCAUGGGCUGUUCUGCCAUGUUCUGCUAUGGCCUCUUUCUGAGUCCUGGGCCUUUGAUGCUGUUACUUGGAAUUCUGGGCAUAGCAGGCAUGUCCUUCUUUGCUUGGGCUGCCUUUUGUCUGACUGAAGAGGCAGCAGCCCUCUGUACAGAAUGAAGCUCACUGCUGGUUUUCAUUGGCAUCGCUUUUCUUGUAAGACAAGUUCAAGCUUGUUAUUCAGAGUGGUAUGGUUGUAGACAUUGCUUUUCUUAUGAGAAUGGGUUUCUUAAUAAGCUGGAUGAUUCACUAAAUGUACUCCUUCCCUGAACUCAUGCCCAGGAAGUAGUCUGUGGCUGAGAGCACUGAGAAACACAACCGCUUUUAAAAACUGAUUUUUAAAGACCCAACUCACUGAAUAUACUAAACUAACUAAAACCAGAUCCUGGGGGUUUCACUGAGCUCUUCCAUUGAAUUCCUCCCUGGCCAUAUUCUCCUGUAGUUGUGACAUGACAGGAGAGACCUCUCUACCUCUUGGCUGCACCACUUCCCAGAAUUCAUGUGGGCCAAGGUGGGAUUAUGGAGGGAUUGACUGUAGAGAAAAAUGGCCUAUGAAUGUAACCUCAUCAAGUUCUUACCUCAUGUAAACAUUCAUACUUUCUGAAGUCCUUCAGGUCAAACAGCUCCAUCAUGAGUGAAAGAGCAAGUUCUUGAUGGGGUGUUGACCUGUGCCUAGACAUAGGUCAUGUUCAUAUGUGAAAGGGACUUUAGGGCUUCUGAAGCAUCAUGAGACACUGGCCUUUCCUUUGGAAGCCUUGCCUGUGCUCCCUGUCUAACACAGUAAGGGCCCUUACUCAUUGUACUUAUCACUCUACUGCUCAUAACAUCUUUUCAGAUGCUAAAACGCUCCUCUAAAUCAUCAUGAGUCAUGUGGCAUAGUUAUGUGAUGGGACUCAUAUUGAAAAGUUGGUGGUCUUCUUUAAUAGGUCACAGACUGGAGGAGUGGGUUGUGUUGGUUAUUUUAUGGUGACUGUCAGCUUGAUGGUCACUGAUAUGCAUGUACUAUGCUGGGGCCUUGUAUCAGCUUUUAUUAAAAAAAUAAAACAA
This is a messenger RNA of Nannospalax galili (Upper Galilee mountains blind mole rat), 5388 nucleotides long. RefSeq names its product rabenosyn, RAB effector (gene Rbsn). Bases 450 to 2801 code for a protein of 783 amino acids. Gene Ontology annotation, molecular function: metal ion binding. The transcript has 12 exons. Lineage: Eukaryota; Metazoa; Chordata; Mammalia; Rodentia; Spalacidae. The record is from RefSeq and is a predicted model, not a curated record.